GAUUUGGUAGAUCUGUAGACACAUUUCCAAGCUGUCAGAAACAUCAAUAUAUUUUGUACAACAGCCAAAUUAUGAUUUGAAUUUGUUUGAAGAAAUUUGUUGUGUGUUUCGUAGCUUUGUUUGAAUGUUUGAACUUUUGGCUAUAAAACACAAACCAAGGAAGGAAGGAGUUUCCGAGACUACAUAGAUGGAAUAGCAAUAGCAGCCGCAGCCGCAGCAAGCAAAGCACCACCUCACUCCAACCAAAUCAUGGACAGCGCCGGGAAAAAUCGUUAUGAGCUCUUGUUCAUGGACGACGAUGUCAGCGAUCCAUUAGAUAAUCUUGUGGCGCCGACGGCCGCUGCCUCCGCCGCCGCAACAGCAGCAGCUGGCAAGAAGAAGCAGCCGUCAGCUGCAGGUGGCGCUACCGCGGCCACCAAAGCGGCCGCCAAGGUGACAAAGGCGAAUAACAACGCCGCCGGAGGACCCCCCAAUGCCAAGAAACCGAACCAGGCCGAGAAGGAGAACAAGCCCAACAACGCUCUCAGCAAGACCGAUGGCAAGAAGCUUGCCCCGUCCGCCGACAAACAGUUUAAUAGCAACAACAAACAGGGAGGAGCUCCUCGGCCAGGUGGUGGCGCCAACCGUACACGUGAAUUUGGUAGCGGUCAAGGACAAGGACAAGGACAGGGACAAAGAGAACAGCGCAGUAACAACUUCCGUCAACAGAAUGGCAACGGCAAUGUGGAAUCCCGGGAGCAGCGCAACAAUCGCCGUAAUGUCCGUGAUAAUGCCGGUGGAGCAUCCGAUGGCCAGCAGUCCCGUCCAUACCGUGGACCUGGUGGAGGCGGCCAGGGAGGAGCUGGCGGUGAUCGGCCGCAGCGUCAAAAUCGCAACAACGAUGGCCAGAACAGGAAGCGCGAAUUCGAUCGUCAAUCGGGAUCAGACAGAACAGGUGUAAAGGCUAUUGAUAAGCGUGAUGGAGCUGGUGCCCACAACUGGGGCUCUGUCAAGGAGGCCAUCGAUGAUGUGAACAAGAACGAAACCGAGACCAGUGCGAACAAUGCAGAGGGUGGUGCCGCCAAGGCCGACGAAUCGGGCAAUGAGCAACAGAACGAGCAGCAGACGGCCGCCGAGGAAGAGACCAAAGAGCUGACCUUGGACGAGUGGAAAGCACAACAGGGGCAGCGCAUCAAGCCAACCUUCAACAUACGCAAGGCCGGAGAAGGUGAGGACACGUCGCAGUGGAAGAAAAUGGUGGUCUUGACCAGCAACAAAAAGAAAGAGAACGAAAGCGAAGAGGAGCUUGAAUAUGAUCCUGCCAUGUAUCCCCAGCGUGUGGGCCGCCAGCAACGCGUCCUUGAUAUUCAGUUUAACUUUAACGACGGCCGUCGCGGCGGACCCGGUGGAUUUGGAGGACGCGGCGGUGGACGUGGAGGCCCACGUCCCGGCGGCAUUGGUGGCGGCGGACCACGCACCGAGGGAGGCGGUAACCGCGGCGUUGACCGCCAGCGGGAUGGUCCCUCAUCGGGGCAUCAACAGCAGCAGCAUCAUAACAAUAAUGAGGGCGCUGGCAACGCUCAGUCAGCUUCCAAUAAUCGGCCGCCCACCGAUCGUCGUGGUCCGGGCAACAACAACCAAAACAACAGCGGACCAGGGCCAAACAAGCGGUUCGAACGGCAACAGAAUACUGCACCCAAGGUGAACGACGAGCGUCAGUUCCCCACACUGGCUUAAAAACCUUAAUCUCUGCAACCACACUGAUGCGGGGAAACUUUGGAGGAGCUGUUGUGGCAUGGGAGCAGGUUACCAAAAUGAAAUCUUAUAAAUUACAAACAUAUAACAGACAACAAACCCUUCAAGAAAAGCAAACAAACAUGAAACAAAAUCAAUUGUAGCCGCCAUAUAAGCCAAAAGCAACAAAAACAAAGCUAAGGAAAAAUGAGAAAUAAAUUAUACAUAUAUACUUAAAUAUAUGAAGAGAACAUGAAAGCAAUCUUAUAUAGUUUAUGCGUGGCCAACUAAUCAGAUUUUAUCCAUGAAAUCACGAUCAUGCAGAUGACCACCUCGUAUAAACUAGUCAGAGAGUCAGGCAAGCAGACACCUCACAA
Drosophila serrata is the source of this 2090-nucleotide messenger RNA. RefSeq names its product vasa intronic gene (gene vig). Gene Ontology annotation, molecular function: RNA binding. Gene Ontology annotation, cellular component: nucleus; cytoplasm. The record is from RefSeq and is a predicted model, not a curated record. Lineage: Eukaryota; Metazoa; Arthropoda; Insecta; Diptera; Drosophilidae.